AUGCCCCUUUUGAACACCAUACAGAAGAAGAUUAGCUGGAAAUACAAGCGGAUAGAGAAGGCCACGAAGGGCGACAGCAGUGUUCCGAAUGUGCGACCGGGACUUAUCCAGGUCGUUGAACCGGGAAAUGGCCCAAAUGUAGAUAUAGUAUACGUGCAUGGACUCAGUGGCGGUCGCAAUGCAUCGCAGGUGCAGGACGCCUUCUCAACGAGCGAACUGUCGCACAGAAACCCGAACGCAAGAAUACUAAGUUGGAGCUAUGAUACAAGAGCAUACAGCUCGGGUUACAGAGUUGAAGAUGCGUUGGAAAGCCACACGAACUGUUUAUUGGAAGAACUCGCGACGGUGCGGUCGGAGGCAGACAUCGGGAAAAGGCCUAUUGUGUUUAUAGCACAUAGCUUGGGAGGCAUGCUUGUCAAGAAAGCUCUCUUGAAGUCAUGCGAAGCUGGAAUCGAAGAACCGGGCAUGAAUACGAUCAGUAUUGGGAUCAAGCAGUCGACACUGGGUGCUGUACUUCUCAGUCCUACUCACAGCGAGCAUUCGUUGAAACCUGCAAACUUGGGAAUUGUUGGCGAGAAACUUUACAAGCUGCAAAACGAAGAAUUUCAAGGUCUGUGUAAGGAUGUGUUCGUCCAGAUUGUGCACUGCGAUCCUCCUACUCCUCCUCCUACCACUACACGCUCACCUGGGAGGCGGCCAAGUAAUAGAUUCAGCAUAAAGAGGACAAGAACCUCCAGUUCCUCAGAGACAGACUCUUCAUCAAGCCAAAAGAGUGCCGAGUUUCCUCGAGAUGUGCUUGAGACCGUCAGUAGUCUCUGCACUACCUCGUCUCUGGAGAACCGGCAUUCUGCCAUACAGCGCGAAGAUGAAAAAGCGCAAUCCCCAACAUCCGACACAUUCCGUGACAACUUCAACAUAGGCGUUGUGCCAAAAUCAACAACACGCCAUAGUAAUACUUUCGUCGGACGCCAGGAAAAACUAUCAGAACUGUUCGAUAAAAUUUCCCAAGAAGAGCCUGACCAGAGAAUCGUCGUUCUUCAUGGUCCCCAAGGAUGUGGAAAGACUCGCUUGGCACUCGAAUGCUGCCGACGGAAUGAUACUUCUUUUUCAACCAUAUUCUGGAUCAAUGCCAGUAGCGUUCAUUCUAUCCAAUCAAGCUAUGCUGUAUUCGCAAAGGCCUUGGUAGACCAUUAUGCGACUCAAAUGGGAACGUCCGAUUCGCUUGAUUCUGUGUAUCGCCAUCUUGGUCUCAGCGACCUAAUCGACGACAAGACCCGGGAAGAUGGAUUCGAACAGAUUGCUGGAACGCCGCUGAUAGAUGCUAUAAAUAUGUGGUUCAGCCAAGUGUGCAAUAACAAAUGGCUGAUGGUUCUCGACAAUAUCGACGAAUCUGAUGUUACCAUACUGGCAGAUUUCUUCCCUACCCCCGUCUCUGGACACAUUCUUAUUGUUACUCGAUUGGAGGGUUACGUUGAGAAACAUGGGUAUCAGGACGUUCUAUUGGAUAACAUGACCAAAGGAGAGGGUAAAUUACUACUUCUGAGUCUGUUAACUCCGAAGCUGAUUCGUGAUUCUGAUCCUGACGAAGGUUUGUUUCUUCCGUCGCAACCUAUCUACCCUGUCAAAUUAACUCUAUGGCUAGAUGACUCCGCCCUCGAAAGAGUGGUCGAUGGUUGCAACCACUUGCCGAUGUCAAUUUCUCAGGCUGCAACCUUCAUCAAUACACUGUCUCUCACUCUUCCAACUUACCUCCAUGUGACCGAAACUUCUGGCAAUAAAUGGCCACCUGAAUUAUGGAAUGGCUACAACGACACACACGUUGAUGAGAUCCUCACCGCUAAUGAGCAUGUCUCAAAGAAACAAUGGAAAGGUCUUCAUGAACCAACAGUCCUCACUUAUGCAGACUGGGAGCAUCAAUUCCAAGACUUAGAAUCUUCUAACCCAGCGGCAUUGGAUCUUCUCACGUUGUGUUCUUUCUACGCGAAGGAUGAUGUCCCAGUAUCGUUACUCAGGCAAGUCAUCACAACAUACGAUCCGGAGGAAGCCUCCGAUCGACAGCUAGAACACACACUCAAAGACCUUGCUCAUCGGUCUCUAAUUACACGCCAGUCGUGUACCACACCACGAAAAUCAGAAGAUGAUGCUAUGUCAUGGAUUUCAGGGCGCGACAGUCCAGAACUUCUCUUCCCCAUGAUGGAGACUUCCUCAGCCGAAUUCAACCUCAAUGUUCUUCACCAACGUGUCAAUAUCAACGAGACGACUAAUUGUAUUUCCAUCCACCCCCUAGUGCAUCAUUGGGCACAAAAGCGACUACCCAAUCCUGUCGCUCAGGGACUAAUGGCCGAGAGAGCCUUUCAAGCCCUUGCGCUUGCUAUUCAAUCGUCGAAAAGGCCGCCCUCGGAUCUGAUCGGCCUUGAGAGCUUUCUUCCCCACCUUCAAGAAUGUCUUGAGCAUCUGGACAUGGUCAAUGGUGACCCGAAGAUUGACGUGAAGUGGUCUGUCCUUGCUGAUGUUUGCCGAUAUCAAGGAUUCCAUCAGUACGCGAGAAAAUUCUACAAAUUCUCAUUGAAGAGUGUUGAAGCGGAAACUGAGCGACCAAGUUCUCAAAUCGAAGCUGCUAGGCUACGGAUGAAGUUGGGGUUUGUCUAUAUUCAGCAGAAGCGCCUCGACAAAGCAGAAAAGCAGUACAAGAAAGCCACAGACCAUAUCGUAGCUGCCACACGCACAACAAAAGCUCCUGGAGAUUGUAACAAAAUCGCAAAUCUAGAGUUGAAAAUCUCGGCAAGUCUUGCCUCGCUUUACAAGAUCCAGAAUCGUUUUGAAGAGGCCGAGGAACGCUACUAUUCGAUCUUACCACGCUUCGAGGAAGUUUGGGGCUCCGAGGAUAUUCGAACAUUGCUUCUGCUGGAGCAAUUUGCUUCGUGUCUCUUGGCGGACGGGAAUUAUGAAGAAGCAGAAGCGUUGUAUCGCCGUGUACUGGUGUCAUACGUUAACGAAUUUGGUCUGGAUUAUCCGGCAGUGGCCAAGAUCCAACAGAAGCUUGCAAAAGCGUUGCAAUUACAAGGUAGGUACGAGCGAGCGGAAGGAUUCUUGCAGCAGGCAUUAAAUACUACCGAAAAGCGGCUCGGUAAUGAGCACCCGGAGACGACUAAGCUUUUAUUGUUUUCGGCACAGAUGAAAUGCUUCUUACGGAAGUUUGAAGCAGCGGAGAAGAUAUAUGAGAGUGUCCUGGCUCUACAGCGGAAAGUCACAGGAACGUCUAAUCCGGUGUUAUUGGAGUUGCGGGUCAAUCUGGGAAUGACAUACCAGACCCAGAAGAAAUACCCCCAGGCGGAAGCGAUGUAUCAAAAGGCUCUGGAUGAUUUGAGGGCGCAGAAGGAUAAGAACUCCCAGCAUGAGAAGGAGCUGAUGUUGAAGUUGAGGGCAUUGUAUGAUGAAAGCAAGCAGGCUAAUUCGGAGAAAGCGAAACGACUAGAGGAUCAGUUUCUUGAACAGUUUCCAGAAGACGAUAUCUCGCAGUCGAUCGCACUUCAGCGAAAGAGACAAGGUCCUAUGUAG
Mollisia scopiformis is the source of this 3558-nucleotide messenger RNA. RefSeq names its product TPR-like protein. Lineage: Eukaryota; Fungi; Ascomycota; Leotiomycetes; Helotiales; Mollisiaceae. The transcript has 4 exons. The record is from RefSeq and is a predicted model, not a curated record. Gene Ontology annotation, molecular function: protein binding. The coding region runs from base 1 to 3558 and encodes 1185 amino acids.